CCAGGCGCUCGCAGCUGGCAGCGGUCCCGGCACGGUGCUGGGGUGUGUGUUUGGCAGGGGCUAGCCCUUGCUCCUUGCCCCUUGCCCUUCCUGCCACAGCGGGGGGCCGUGCUCCAGCCAGUGCCGGACAGGCUCGCUGGACAGCGAGGGAGCGAGCACCUGCCUUGAUCCCCAGGGAUCUGUUUAGGAGGUGGAAGCGCUUUGCCCAGCCGUGACCUCUGGCACACAAGUAUUUUGGUGAUACUCAGGCACCAGUGCUGAAAUCCCACAGGAAUGCUGCUGGAGAGAAACUGCAGCGCCCUGGUUUUCCAUGCGUCCGAGAGCGCCUGCGGACAGAGAGGGGCAGCUUGGUCCAGCAGAGCCUGUGUAGCUGAUGGCUCCCGGGAUAAUGCCGCAGUCCUGCUGCAGAGCCGUGCCCAAGAGUGAUGGUGGCAAAAAGCCGGCGUCGGAGGCAAUGCCAGACCAGCGCUGGAAGCUACAAGUCUUCUACCUCUGCUUCUAUGGCUUCAUGACACAGAUCCGGCCCGGGGAGAGCUUCAUCACCCCCUAUCUGCUGGGGCCCGACAAGAACUUCACAAAGGCAGAGGUGACCAACAUGAUCACGCCAGUGCUGUCCUACUCCUACAUGGCCGUGCUGGUGCCCAUCUUCCUGCUGACGGACUACCUGCGCUACAAGCCCGUGCUGGUGCUGCAGAGCCUGAGCCACAUCUCCAUCUGGCUGCUGCUGGUGCUGGGCACCUCAGUCCUGGCCAUGCAGCUGAUGGAGUUUUUCUACGGCAUCACCAUGGCUGCCCGCAUCGCCUACUCCUCGUACAUCUUCUCCCUGGUCGCUCCGUCCCGCUACCAGCGGAUGGCCAGUUAUUCCCGCUCCGCCGUGCUCCUGGGGGUCUUCACCAGCUCCGUGCUGGGCCAACUCUCCGUCACCUUGGGCGGCGUCCGCUUCCUCACCCUCAACUACGUCUCCUUGGGCUUUGUCAGCUUUGGCCUCAUCCUCAGCCUCUUCCUCGAGCGGCCCCGGCGCAGCCUCUUCUUCAACCGGCCUAGGGGGGCUGGUGAUGCCGCUGCGCCCACCGAGCUGGAGAGGAUGGCUGGGGGGGAUGGCGGGGGCGGGACACGGGGCUGGCGGGACAUGGUGCUGUGCCGUAUGCUGCGGGAGCUGGGAGCGCUGGCCAGGCAGCCCCAGCUCCGCCUCUGGUCCUUGUGGUGGAUCUUCAACUCGGCUGGAUACUACCUGAUGCUGUACUACGCACACAUCCUCUGGAAUGAGAUCUCUCCCACCACAGACAACCGCCGGGUGUACAACGGAGGCGUGGAUGCUGCCUCCACGCUGCUGGGAGCCAUCGCCUCCUUCGCUGCUGGCUAUGUGAAGAUCCGCUGGACGCUGUGGUCGGAGCUGGUGAUUGGAGUGGUGACAGCAUUCCAGGCAGGAUUGCUCCUGCUCAUGAACUCCACCACCAAUAUCUGGCUGUGCUAUGUUGCCUACACCCUCUUCCGUGGCUCCCACCAGUUCCUGGUGCCCAUUGCCAUUUUCCAGAUUGCUACCUCCCUCUCCAAAGAGCUCUGCGCUCUGGUCUUCGGGGUCAACACCUUCUUUGCCACCGUGCUAAAGACCAUCAUCACCAUCAUCGUGGCUGACAAGGGGGGCUUGGGCUUAUCCAUACAUCCCCAGUUUUAUGUGUAUUUUGGCUACUUCACGCUGCUGGCCGUGGUCUACCUGCUGGCGGCCAUCGGAGUGGGUGUCCAGCACAGCCACCGCAGGCAGCCGGUGGAGCUGGCCCUGGCCAAGGAGCCGUGCCAGGCCCCAGUGGAGAUUCCAGCACAGGAGAAAAGCCCGGAGACGGGCACCACGCGAGCCUGAGCGCUGGCACCGCGACACUGUGGCCAGCUCUUGGCUCCUGAAGUGAGCAUUGUCAUCGCCACUGCGUGCUUGGUGUCCUGUCCCACUGCUGGUCCUAGGUGCUGUUCUGUCCAGGAUGUAACCCUUGGGACACGUUUUGUGCUCCGUGAGGACAGGGUGCCCCUUCCCCAUCCCCAGGCAUAGAGCGGGGGCAGGAUCCCCCUGGUGCCACCACUGUGUGCCAUGCAGGGGUAUGGAUGGGGACCCCAUCCCGCUGCAUCCCCAUCAUGGCACGAAGCCAGGCUACAAGAGGAUGUUUCUUUAUUCAGUGCCUUUAGAAAAUGGUUUAUAGGACACAACCGACGACAAAAAAAAAUAUAAAGAUCCACAGGCUUUAAAUUGCAUUAAUUACACAAAAUACAGUAGACUGUAAGAAAUAGAGACCGUGUGACUCGCACAGCUUUUAUGGUAAUAAUUUCCAUACAAUAACAAAAAAAGCUAGUUACAAAUUUC
Messenger RNA from Oenanthe melanoleuca, 2350 nucleotides. It is a transcript of the gene SLC19A1, whose product is annotated as solute carrier family 19 member 1. Gene Ontology annotation, molecular function: folic acid binding; folate:monoatomic anion antiporter activity. Gene Ontology annotation, cellular component: basolateral plasma membrane; apical plasma membrane; plasma membrane. The transcript has 6 exons. Gene Ontology annotation, biological process: folate transmembrane transport. The record is from RefSeq and is a predicted model, not a curated record. NCBI's taxonomy places the organism in Eukaryota, Metazoa, Chordata, Aves, Passeriformes, Muscicapidae. The coding region runs from base 374 to 1858 and encodes 494 amino acids.